This is a messenger RNA of Penaeus vannamei (Pacific white shrimp), 3271 nucleotides long. NCBI's taxonomy places the organism in Eukaryota, Metazoa, Arthropoda, Malacostraca, Decapoda, Penaeidae. The record is from RefSeq and is a predicted model, not a curated record.
AUGGGAGGAUUGUGGAGUGUGGUCGAGCAGGGCGAGGUGGUCUUUGACGAAGCAGGGGCGGCGAGGAAGCUGGUGCUCAAGGGCGUCGUGCUCGACAUCCCGCCCGCCGAGGAUCUCCUGGAGGCGGUCGUCUUCCACGCCAGACCCGAGGAGGAGCCCUACCUCCUCGACCUCCGUGGGCCUCAUAUUGCAUGGGAAUCUGUUAACCUGAUGAGGGUCUGGUGCAAAAUGUGCAAAAUGUGCAAGGCUGAGUGUAGAAUGGAACUUACUGUGGAGGCGUCGCGCGUGGACCCCGACGCCAGGGGGAACUUCGGGAUCGUGUGGAUCCGGGGAAUUCCCUUCGACCUCUCCGUGACAGCUGAUUAUCGGAAAGUGAUCGACGUUCGCGACCGGUUCGGGAAGUCGGCCUAUAAGAUCGACCUCCGGAGCUUCGAACACAUGACGAUGAGGGAUAUCGAGGAUGACCCCACUUUGGUCCCGGAACCUCCCGAAGCCAUCGACUGGUCCGUGGCUGACCGACGACCCCUCACCUCCCUGGCUCUUAACAUCUCCGCCCGCGCUGUGGUGGUGACCGCCAACCGAGAGAGGCAGGUCUCGAACAGGACCGCUGCGAGAGGAUUGCCGGAGCAGAUGUGGCUGGUCGGGGCGGGUCUGCACCUGUUGGUUCUGAAUCCUUGCACGGCCGAGGUUACCCUGGACAAAGUGUUCCCCACAGGCGAACCCGGCGCCUACAGGGACCUCACGUGGACCCUGGGAAACAUCCAGGACAACAGGGUGGUCGUCGUUGCCUCUGUCCACGACGGGUCCCUCCAGCUGUCCUCCGCGCGGGACCACCUCGAAGCCCUCGGCUCUGAGUGGGUCAGGUACUACUCCUACAGGGACGCCUGGGCUUGGGUCUUCUCCAAGGGCGGCGCGACUCUCGGGAGUGGUUUCGCGCCCAACACCCGCACCUUCGACAAGGCAGCGUCGCCCUUGCUCAUGGAGGUGGACGUCCCUUGGGAUCCCCCGCGUGACAAGGAAGAAGGCGAAGGAGGAACGACCGGUCAUGGAGAAAUGGAGGACGAGGGUACGAGCGACUCACCCACGGAAGAAAAGGCAGUCGAGGAUGACUUGGCCCGCGGGGAGAGGUUAGAGAAGAUGACCUCCGGUGCCCCAGUGACCGUAUCCGAAUAUCUGACACAGCGGCGGGAAAGAAGCAGCAAGGAGAAGAAAGGAGAAGCGAGAAAUAAAGACGAGAGGGAGACGGCGAUCGGAGACGCAGAAGCGAGCUGUGAAGAGAUCUGCUCCUCAUGGCCGCCGACGCAGGAGUGGCAGCACCGUCGGGCCUUCUGCGCCUCCCACGACGGCUUCGGCGAUCUGUGCAGCUGCGAGAAGCCCUUCGUGGUCAACGAGGAGGACGUGGUGCCCAAGCCGACCACGUGGCGCGAAGAUAUACCAAUCCUCGUUAUCACCGGCGGAAGAAUACACUAUCUGUUCAGAUUGCUGCAGUCCCUGGGGAGGCAACCUGGCGUCCGUCGCGACCUCAUACUGCUCGUCACAGAUGGACACAACAAAGAGGUUGCGAAGUUGGCGCACAUUCUACGCCUCAGCCUUCUGGUCCACAGACCCGAAGGCGUGAUUCCCGCCAAAAUCUCCAGGAAUGUCCGAUUCGGUCUCUUCAAUAUCAUGAGGAAGUAUCCGAAAGCAGAUAAGUUUAUUGUGUUGGAGGACGACUUAAUUCUCUCUCCUGAUUUUUACGCCUACAUGCAGCAGACCAGCUGGAUUCUCGAGAACGACCCGACCGUGUACUGUGUCUCCGCCUUCAACCACCUCUCCUACGCCCACACCGCCCACGACGCGACCCAGCUCUACCGCGCCCACUCCUAUCCCGCCUAUGGGUGGAUGAUGGACAAGAAGGGCCUGGAGUUCAUCCUGCCGAAGUGGCUGCCGAGUAAUGUGACGCACGACUGGGACCACUUCAUGGACACAGACAUCCUGAGGCGAGGUCGAGAGUGCAUCAUUCCAGACAUCAACCGAUCCUACCACGGGGGCGCCAUCGGGGCUCACCUCACGGCAUCCUGGGCCACGGAGAAGGACUUCCUCAACCGGACCUACAAUCUCGAUCCCGAAGUCGUCCUUAUGGAUCCUUCGCGACUUCUCCUAAAAGAGUACGAGCAGGAAAUGAAGGCCCUGUUUGCGAGAGCCGAAGUUGUGGACACUGACGGCCUCGACGACGCAAACUUCACCUUUUCCGUGAAAGAGGGAGGCGUGUACGUCAUCUACGCCUACAAGGAAACGACUGAGGAUGAUUUGGCAUUCAGAGUCCUUGGGGAUGUCCUGCGGGUAUGGAACCGCGACGACCGGGAUGCGCACGACCACACCUGGAGGCUGAGCUACCACGGGCGCCACGCUCCUGGUGGUGGGCGUCCCCUUCUCCAAGUACUCGUCGUACCGGCCCGGAGGAAGAACGUGUUCGGGGUGUUUCCGGAGUCGAAGGUCGACCUCCAGCGCGAGGACCUGCGGGUUCGUAUGGGCGCGAUGCUGAGCACUCACGCCAACAUGACCAAUUUACCCUACCACGACGCCCCCGCCAAGUCCAUCCACGCGGGUGAUGCCCUGUAUCUGUACCAGGCCAUGAAACACCGCAUGUCGAUCUCCUCGGGUACUUCUUCGUCGCCUUCGUCGGGAGCGGAGAUCGAGGACGCGACCGAAGCCCCUGUGGAAGCGAACGGACGAACACUGUCGUCUACGGAAGUGUCGACGGAGGGGGCGCCCGGUGGUAGCGCAGUGACUUCAGGUUCCACAGGGGGUUUCGGGCCUUCUGCGGGUGGUUCCCCGUCCGUAGAGGCAACCGAGGAGAAGGCUGCAACUCCGGAGGGAACAGACACCGAUAAAACAUCGACGAAAGACCCUAAACAUGACGAGACGCUCGAGAAAGUACAGCCAACCGUUCCUGGAGAGAAUCGCCAUGUUUUUAAGCGAGCUGUAGCCUCUCCACCCUCAGUAGAAGAAUCUGGAACAACUAGCGAAAGAUCUACAGACUUACUGGAGAAAACUACGAGAGCCGUUCAUUCCCUUGGUACCGAUUUCCCCAUUUGUACCAGCGCCACCAAACAAUCCAACACAUGUGGAAGGAUUCAAGAAUGACACCAGUGGAAAUGCGAAAGAAAAACCUGCAAAAACAAAAUUCAUCGUAGGGAAAGUGCAGCAGAUUUUAUAUUACACAGACGUCACCAAUAACUUCACGUAGAUAGCAGCGUGCAAUUUCAACACUAUUAUUUCAAUCUACAAG